AUGUAUGAUGGCAAGAAGACAGCCGCCCUUCGCGUCCUACAAGAGACAUUCAUCAUUAUCAAAAAGGCCAAGUUCGACGAGGCACGCCAGGCCGCGCUGAAGCAGGGUUUAGUAGUGAUGACUCCCUCCGGUGCCAUCCCCGUACCCAAGCCUGUCAACCCAAUGCAAGUCUUUCAAGACGCCAUUGAGAAUGUCAAACCCACGGUGGCCCUGACUCCGGUCAAGAAGUCUGGUUCCAUCCAUCAAGUGCCCACCCCUUUGACAGCCAAGCGCCGUCAAUCUCUUGCCAUCAAGUGGAUCAUUGGCGCUGCGCGCUCGCGAAAGAAACUUUUGAUGCCCGAAGCUCUCGCUGCUGAAAUCAUGGAAGCUGCCAACAACACGGGUGCCGCGGUCCGCAAGCGCAUCGAGACGCAUAAGAUGGCCGAGGCCAACCGCGCCCUUGCCCAUCUACGCUGGCAAUAG
Messenger RNA from Monosiga brevicollis MX1, 462 nucleotides. RefSeq lists its product as uncharacterized. Gene Ontology annotation, molecular function: rRNA binding; structural constituent of ribosome; mRNA binding. Gene Ontology annotation, biological process: ribosomal small subunit assembly; translation. Lineage: Eukaryota; Choanoflagellata; Craspedida; Salpingoecidae. Gene Ontology annotation, cellular component: ribosome. The transcript is spliced from 5 exons. The record is from RefSeq and is a predicted model, not a curated record. Bases 1 to 462 code for a protein of 153 amino acids.